Messenger RNA from Penicillium cinerascens, 453 nucleotides. RefSeq lists its product as uncharacterized. Bases 1 to 453 code for a protein of 150 amino acids. The transcript is spliced from 2 exons. NCBI's taxonomy places the organism in Eukaryota, Fungi, Ascomycota, Eurotiomycetes, Eurotiales, Aspergillaceae. The record is from RefSeq and is a predicted model, not a curated record.
AUGCCGCCGGACGCAUCCCUGAACGGCCACGGCGUAGCAGACGCGACCCAUUCCGAGAAACUGCCCGGGGAACAAGACCACUCUCCAAAACGGGGAGAAGGAGCGAGCGAUGUAGCCAAGCGUUCUGCGGUAACAAUCAUAUUCCGUGCACGUGAUCAACACGGCGAGUGGAGUCGUUUAGUCGACAAAAUAGUGGUCGACCCAUCGGACCCGUCUCCUGUGGAGCGCAUGGCAGCUAAGCAGGCGCGUGCACAGAAGGCAACAUAUUAUGACCAAAACCUACGGCAGGUGCCCCCCGGGCAGUGCUUCGAUGCGGCAAUUGAGGAUGGCACGAACACGAUUUUUAUGACGUUGGGCGAGGAUCUGGCUGUAAGUGAGGAGGCGGUGGACUCGAUCACACGGGCACUCCAAGCCGACCCCGAUGAUGAUCGGCCAACAAAACGCAAGCAGUAG